Effrenium voratum is the source of this 1319-nucleotide messenger RNA. The record is from the annotation of a GenBank genome assembly. NCBI's taxonomy places the organism in Eukaryota, Dinophyceae, Suessiales, Symbiodiniaceae.
ACCUUCUCCACCACGAUCCACUAGCGGCUGAUCCAAAUGGGUCUAGCCUUCAGCCAUGAUGAUGAGUCUGAGGGUGUCAGCUUCCACCAACCGUUGCCAGAGGUUGUGGUUGUGAGCCGAAGGACCUUCCUUUCCCAUCUCCGAAACCGUUCUUUCGACAGUUGGGAAGAGCUGGUAGAUGCUUUACCCGAUACUGCACCGCAAGGCAGCAGCGAAACCGUUGUGAAAUGCGAUCCUGUGGACAUUUGUACCUGGGUUGCGACUUUCUUAAUCCAGUCCUGCAUGUGGGGCCUUGUGGUCUACUUUGCGGACCAAAGCAUGGUCCUGGGAGCGUUCUUCUCCGCCGUCUACACGGUGGUUUUAUGGCUCUGCGUCGAUCAAUUGCUUCCCCGAAACAUGGCUGGCAAGCUUUGGCCCAACCUCCCAGUGGCAGUUGGAGCCACUGGGACUCUGUUCUUGUUGUGUCUGCAACAGGAUGAAGAGAAUGAGAUAUCCCCGCUUGGAGUCAUGUGUUGUUGCAUCUUGCCUGCAACCAUCGCGACCUUGUUUUGGAUGAGAAAGCUUCCUGAAGAUCCUGACCGUGCAACGCUGGUCACCAACCUCUUUCUUGAGAUUUGGGCAGCCACAAUUGCACUUCGCAUGAUGAUCACGGGAGAAGAGAGCCUUUCAGUAGCAUCAUAUUCUGACUUCGCCAGUCUGACAUGCAUUGGAACCAUUUGGGUGAUCAUCUCCGUCCUUUUGUACCAGUACCCAAGCGCUUGGGCAUCAGUGGAACUGGUGACCUGGACUUUGAACGUUGGGGUGCUGGGUGUCGGAGCUGGCACUGCAGGCCUGCUGGCCACCUUCGCGAUUCAACAUCAUCACUGGGAGCUGAUGGGUUGGGUUCCUUUCUCCAUCAUCAAUGCGGCGACUGGCUUCCUGGGCUUCAAGAUGCAGCGCAGCUUCCCCGUGUUGCUGAGUGCCUUGGCCCUGGCCGCCGUGUCCAUGCGCGCCAGUGUGUUCAUCUCUGACGUAACGGGCAACGCUGUGGCAGGCGUUUGCACCUUUGGCCUGCUGGGCUUUGCCGUGAUCGCAGCGGCGCGGGCAUUCGACAGGUCCUCCCAGGGCUUCACCGCCAAGGGUCGACAAGUGGAGCAAACUAGACAGCAGACUGGAGCAUAGUCGUGUGGGAUCUCGUGUACAGUCGAAGAUCCUGCACGCAAGACAGUACCCUCAACUAACUCGCAUGGGACAUUAGUUCCGCUUCCGCCAGGGAGUGUGAAAGUUUGUGCCUCGGCACAAAUCAGAGUUUCAACUGAUCAAUGUGAUGAUUACUAACA